GGUCACCUACAUGGAAGCUCCGAUGACUCUGAAGUGGAAGAUGAAGCCAAAGACACUCUUCCUUCUCAGAAGAAGCCAGUUUGGGUGGAUGAAGAUGAUGAAGAUGAGGAAAUAGUUGACAUGAUGAACAAUCGGUUUCGGAAAGAAAUCAUGAAAAAUGCCAGUGAAAGUAAACUUUCAAAAGAUAAGCUUCAAAAGAGACUUAAAGAGGAAUUCCAACAUGCAAUGGGAGGAGUACCUGAUUGGGCAGAGACUGGGAGGAAGCGGAGAAAAUCUUCAGAUGAUGAAAGUGAAGAGGAUGAAGAUGAUUUGUUGCAAAGGACUGGGAAUUUCAUAUCCACAUCUGCUUCUCUUCCAAGAGGAAUCUUGAAGAUGAAGAACUGCCGGCCUGCCAAUGCUGAACGGCCUACCACUGCUCGGAUCUCAUCAGUGCAGUUCCAUCCUGGUGCACAGGUGGUGAUGGUCUCUGGGAUAGAUAAUGCUAUCUCACUAUUUCAGGUUGAUGGCAAAACAAACCCUAAAAUCCAGAGCAUCUAUUUGGAAAAGUUUCCAAUCUUUAAGGCUUGUUUCAGUGCUAAUGGAGAAGAGCUUUUAGCCACAAGUAUUCGCAGCAAGGUUCUUUAUGUCUAUGAUAUGCUAGCUGGAAAGUUAACUCCUGUACAUCAAGUGAGAGGUUUGAAAGAGAAAAUAGUGAAGCGAUUUGAAGUCUCCCCAGAUGGAUCCUUCUUGCUCAUAAGUGGCAUUGCUGGGUUUUCUCAUUUGCUAUCAAUGAAGACCAAAGAACUGAUUGGUAGCAUGAAGAUUAAUGGAAGAAUUUCAGCAUCCACAUUCUCUUCCGAUAGUAAGCGGAUAUAUACGUCUUCUGGGAAUGGAGAAGUUUAUGUGUGGGAUGUGAAUUCAAGGAAGUGCAUUAACAGAUUUUUUGAUGAAGGCAGUUUGUAUGGAUUAAGCAUUGCUACGUCAAAGAAUGGGCAGUAUGUGGCUUGUGGUUCUAAGAGUGGAGUGGUAAACAUAUACAGUCAAGAUUCUUGCCUCCAACAAACAAACCCAAAGCCAAUAAAAGCUAUAAUGAACCUGGUCACUGGUGUUACUUCCUUGGCAUUCAAUCCCACUACAGAAAUAUUGGCAGUGGCUUCAAGAAAAAUGAAAGAAGCUGUCAGAUUGGUUCAUCUUCCUUCCUGUACAGUAUUUUCUAACUUUCCAGUUUUUAAAAAGAGUACUGUUUCUCGUGUUCAAACCAUGGAUUUUUCUCCCAGAAGUGGAUACUUCGCCUUGGGGAAUGAGCAGGGCAAGGCCCUGUUGUAUAGGUUACACCAUUACUCAGACUUCUAAAGAUGUUUUUCUUGAAAUUCAAUUGAACCCAUUUCAGUACAUCUUCCCAGAAAUUUUCAAAUGUGUAGGAUAAUAUAUAGAUAAUGACUUAUGGAACCUGUGCUUUAGUUAGUAGCAGUGUCUUGAUAAAUGUAUGGUAACUUUUGUUUGAAAAUAAAUGUACAUGAUUCUUUCUAAUCUCUGCGUAUGCACACACACAUAUGUAACUUGCAUGCAUUUCCUUUAAAAACUGAAUGUGAGAAAUUGGGAACAUCUGUCAGUAAUAAAAAAUAAUAUAGG
Messenger RNA from Cricetulus griseus (Chinese hamster), 1611 nucleotides. The record is from RefSeq and is a predicted model, not a curated record. Lineage: Eukaryota; Metazoa; Chordata; Mammalia; Rodentia; Cricetidae.